AUGGCUCGUCUCUCCGGUCUGCAAAGAGACGUUCUGUCUCUAUACCGAAAAUGUCUACGGGAGAUCCGAAAUAAGCCUGAGACGGGAGACGUUUAUAGCGCGGAAUUCCGAAAGUUUCUCUCGGUGAAUAAGAAAGACUUCAACACCGUCGAGUAUCUCUUGCGCAAAGGCAAUCGACAGCUUGAGACCUAUUCUUCCCCAGGUAUCCGCAAUAUCCGAUGA
Molecule: messenger RNA, 222 nt
Organism: Penicillium paradoxum
Lineage: Eukaryota; Fungi; Ascomycota; Eurotiomycetes; Eurotiales; Aspergillaceae
Product: succinate dehydrogenase assembly factor 1
Exons: 2
Coding region: 1-222 (73 amino acids)
Biological process (GO): mitochondrial respiratory chain complex II assembly
Cellular component (GO): mitochondrion
Source: RefSeq, a predicted model, not a curated record